Messenger RNA from Dermacentor andersoni, 5534 nucleotides. RefSeq names its product nose resistant to fluoxetine protein 6-like. The record is from RefSeq and is a predicted model, not a curated record. NCBI's taxonomy places the organism in Eukaryota, Metazoa, Arthropoda, Arachnida, Ixodida, Ixodidae.
GCUUGCGUUAGUAUACCCAGAUCUCGAGCAGCAUCGGAGACAUUUGAUCUUCCUUAGUCAAGAGGCAUUACAUGCCCACUCUUGUAGACGAGUGGAGAUGAUUAAGGGGCGCGCACGCACUGCCGACACGACACCGAAGUUCACAUGACGCCAACACUAAGGAUCGCAACGAGUCUGUGACGAGAUUUCAUUACUACGAUGCCGACAAAAUUAGCCUGCAGCGACCAGAUUUUUAAUGCUCUAUCUCCCUGUGCCCUAUGCCCAAACACAAAUGAUGAUUUAUUCCCGAGCCAUUUGAAACGGGGCGGUGAUAAUCACCUAGCCUGCUUGAGUUAAUCAGGUCUUCUAUACAUGUUUUUCAUUCUAGCAUUUUUCUAUAUAUCUCCUUAAUCUUCUUACUCUUCCGAAAAAACUUCUCUAUCUACCUUGUACCACUAGCUAUGCGUGCGACGGGUCCGGUCGUAUCAGUCUCUUCCCUGGUUUUUUUCUACCACUACUCCAAACGUUUCUUGCUUAUCUUGACUGGUGAGCGGCUUUGAUGCUUCCGUGCACUGUAAAUCCAAGCGCUUCUGGAAGGUGUAAAUCAUGGCCAAACUGCGCUCCGGCCGCUCGUUGCUUAAUGUGGCUGCUUCAGGCGAAGAUCGUGAGAAUUUUUUUUUAUUUCUCUAUUUUGUGAGUAUGAGAGCCUUUGUGAUCACGUGAGUGAGUGUUCUUUUUUUUUUUUUGUCAUCGCAAGCACGAAUGCUAAUGGUGACAAAAUGUUGCCAACACAAUGAAGGAAAUUGCACCCUCGUGAGUAUGUUGGUUACUGAGCACCCUUUCUGCACCUUCACCUUUUCUGAAAAUGUCAAGAAUGCGCGUAUUCGUUAGCAGAAAAUAUUUAGUCCCCUUUACUGCGCACCUUUGCAUUACAUUACUGAUACCACAUGCAAAACAUACAGCUGACAGCGUUUAAGCGCACUCUGACAACUAAACUUUUGGAGGAAGACAAGCAGCUUUAUGAGCUUCUUGCCAGCAGUUUGCGGCAAAAAGAACCCUGCCGAUAAGAACAGCACAUUUAUUGCGGAGGUGGCAUUCCCAUAUGAUAAAAUGGUGGUAUACGACUAUUUUUUUUUCUUUUCUUUUCUAUCCUUCUUUCAGAUCUACCUUCUGGCUUCCCUUGAGUUCUUUCACCUUGAUAGUGGUUUAUAGAUACGCAGCAGAGCGUGGCGUCAGCCCAUCAUAACAGCUAACGGCGCGACAGCGCUCUAUAGGUGCUGCAUUAUUCUUUGUUGCAGCAUUGGCUGAGUGACUAAGAGGUAAAACUUCCGACUCCCACUCUGUAAGACCAGAACUCGAAUCCAUGCAGGGUUGUGCUGAGAUAUUUUGUUUCCCUUUUUUUCCUUUUGCAAUCUUCUCGUAAAUCAUUUUGGGAUUCCUUUGAUGGCCACCUUAUCCAGUCGCGAACAUCUAAACGGCUAGGGGAGUGAGAUAGCAUAGCGGAUAUCGCCAUAAAAAGAGAAACGUAGGGCAAAACAUGCAUUGGGGGAAAGUGUAAUUGCAUCGAAGCAACCUAUGAUAUAGGUGUAUUAGUUCACUGAAGCACCCUCUUCUACCGUGUUAGCGGAAGUGUUACAGACAAAAUGAAACACUUAAGUGUGCAAAUUUGUUAAAAAAGUUAUUGCGCGUCUUUCACACGAUUUUUUUUAAUGUUUAUUGUUUUUUAGGUAACAGAGCUAGCCGGCUGGUGCAUCGCGAUCGCCUGUGGCCUCUGUUGCAUCUUCAUGAAAGUCAGCUGGUACAGAACUAAAUACCCGACGACGGAGUUUGGGAAGCUGUCCACCGCCUUCUUCGACAGACUUCUUUGGUCCAUUUUCUUGAUUUGGCUAACGCUGGCUUGCGCCUCGGGUCGAGGAGGUUUCCUUGGCAAGUUCCUGUCGUGGGGUGCGUUCGCACCAAUGGCCAGGCUGGCCUUCGGUGUCUACCUCAUCCACUUGCCCUUCAUCCAACUGGCGCUGCACAUUUCUCGAGAGAGGAUGGGACUGUCCCAUUUCAUAGCGGCGUCAUUCUGUUUCUCUACCCUCGCCUGGAGCUACAUCUUGAGUUACUUCCUGUUCAUCUUCUGCGAGGCACCCGUAGGCAAGCUCGACAAGCUUCUUUUUGAAGGACUGCGGGGCAGAGCCUCCAAGAAGGGCGUGGAAGACAAAGUGCGGACAAAGAUUGAACUCGUCGCAGAAAAGCAGCAGAGUGCCGACAGCUUAGCAGAGAACAACAACAACAAUAACAACAGCAGUGAACCAGUGCCCAAUGAGCAGCGGUUUGGACUACAACAGAACGGUAUCAAACCGCACGCAGAGGCGGUCAGCUGUCGUCUUUGAUGUGAAAGUGCUUCUUACAUGCAUCCUUUUUACCUGGUGAUUCGCACUCAGACCGGUGGCGCAACAUUUUGCACAUUGCCGUCGAGCCCAUGCGGUCAUGAGCAUUAGGAACGGGUAUCAAGUGGACACCAAUACUGGAGCAGUGCCUCUGCAGCUCCAGUUAUCGAGCUAACCAUGUGGACUCAACCGGAGCACUGUAUUUACGUGAUGUAGAUUUUUUGGUAGUAAACGCUACAUGAUACAUCCUAUAAGUGGGUGGGGUAGAAUCUAAUCUUUAGGGGAAUAGUGCGCUUGAAUUCGCUAUCGCUGCACGUUGUAGUGUUCGCCAUCGAUAUCUUACUACGAAUCAACAAAAUACGAUCACCUCUAAGCGAUGCGUUUUAAACCACUUCGUUCCUCAAUGGGGUCAUUACAAUGACAUCAGAGAUUGAAGAAAACAAAAGAUUUUCAUCCUUGAAAAACAGGUCUAAUGCCUACGUUACCUAGAAACAAUUAUUUCAAAGCCGGUGGCCUAUAAGGCAUGAAUAUCAGCUUGUCUUAAGCAGUUCACUCCCGCUUAUUUUCACUCACAGCCACAAAGAUACACCAGGUUUUCAGGAACCAUUUGGAGCUUGCUUUAUGUUUUUGUUUCUUUUUGAUAGUACAAACCUUUAAGAUUUUUCAGGCAUCACAAGCCAAUACGAUCGCCACUUGGCAUACAUGAAGGUGUCAAAGGAGUGCUAACCUGGGUUAGUAGUGUACAUAAAUUUUAUGGCUAAAUAAAGCAACAGCGCAUAAGACCGCAAAACAGAAAGAAAGGAUAAUAUUUCGUCCGUUCUUUACGCGUGUCCUCUCCAAUGCUCUGUUGGUUUAUUGAGCUGGUACGAAUGUGUCAGUGAGAGGCACUUUGUAUAUCUUCUCAAACUAUUUUGUAGUAUUAGCAAAUAGCAGUCGCCAGGUUGUAUGGUUGUAUAAAUAACCCUAGGAUUGGAGCAUGUGUCGCACUCCUCAAGAAAUAGGAUGUGGACGCCGAGAUUUCUGUACAUCGAUGUAGUACUGUCGCAUAUUGUGCUCGUAGAUCAGCCUGAAUUCAGGCAAAGGGUAAUAGCGGGCUGGUCGUCUAGGUGACACAUCUUACGGUGUGAGCCGCUUGAGGAUGGAUAAAGCCUCUUGCCUCGUGCCAACCAAAUGCAGGUGCUUUAUCGAUCUUAUAGGUUCCAGAAACCUUUCAAGACCUCGUCACGACAAUUAUGCGCUUAAGAAAGCGUGACACGGAGUCGCAUUCUUUAGCCGUCGGUUCAGCAGGACCCGACAGGCUUCGUGUAGGUCGCAUAUCGCGUAUUGCAUCUGAUUCACUCGACUCAUGAUUUUUUUUCUUAUAUGUACAGGCGCUGACAAAAGUGGUAUACUCCAUGCAGAUUGCUACUGCAGCGGCGUCGUUCAGCAUUUUGGCGACCUGAAGCACGAAACAUUGACACGAGUCAAGCGACAUGCUUGCAGAUCAUAAAGGGCACCCAUUGGCUGUCUCGAUCCCAGAUGCUGCCUGUAGAUGGCGUCGCGAUGCAGUUUGCCGUUGCUCCGGCUCCCGCUGCGUGGAGUAUACCACUUUUGUCGGCGCCUGUACGUGCAAGUAACAUUCGUAACGCGUAUAUAUUUGCAUGAAAUUAAUUUCUGUUAUCAUUCUGGAUGCGGGCAAUUCAGUACUACACUUUCGUAAAAAGGGGCCAAUGGUCGGUUUUCGCUAAACACAUUCAGGGUGAAUUGCCUGACAAGCUAACACUUUGAUUGAGUGCGUUUUGCGCAAAUUGUUUGAUAUUUGUGCAACUCUUCUCAUUUAAUUUGUUAUUACAGACUUCUUUAUUGUAUUGUUCCUCACUGUCUUCGAAGAAUCAAACCCUGUGAGAUUUGGCGUUGUUAGCUGCAGCUCCUGUGCGAGUUUUUCCAUACGCAGCUCAGGAGUGGGUAACGUGAAAUUAAAAAUGAUUUCGUCAAGCAGCGAGCCAUCCACCCCCCAGGGACAGAAAUUACUGGAAUAAACUCUGAAUGAUGUUUUUCGAAAUAAUUACCCGUCUCUCUAUUGGUUUUGAUCUAUGUGAGUAGGGACGUCUAUUUACGGUGUUCCAAAAUUUGACUGCGUCGGACUGUGAAGUUCGCGCUAACGGCAAGGCACCGUCUGAAGUUCCUUCUUUUUCUUUUCUCAUCUGGCCGUGGUAUCAAUGUCGAACGGACGCUUGUCAUUUGAUUUUUCGAAGACUGAUGAGAUCAGUUAUAGGAGGUGGAUGCAACCUUCCUUCUUUUCUACAUUAUCAUUCGUUUUCGUUGUCGCAGCCUAACAUGUGCGGCCGUCACUACUAAAAGGCAACUAAGUAAUCAUUAAUGUUUUCAUCUGGAGAACAUGGAAUUCGAGACGACCAUUAUGAAAAGCAACGUGGAGCGAACGCGCUUUAUGGGCGUGGCUUAUCCUAGACAAACGCACUGUCUCAUGCUGUGAAGUGCGCCGGAGGCGUUAAGCAAUGCCAUAUCCACCAGAUCUCACUCUGUUAUGUUGGUCACGCAUGUGAGCUCUGUAACACUGACUUAUACCGCAGACAUGCUUGGAUGCAGUGCGGUUGCCUAGAAUUACGGCUUCUUUUUCACUUGAUAUUUUAUGGCUUUUCUUUUUCCCACUCGAUGGUGAUUUGAAGUGUAACGCAUGGGUUAUCGUGAGUGUCCUCAGUCUUAUUAGUAUGACAAAUUAAGCAAGUUGGUAACUAAGUGUGUCGUAAAGCAACACUGCAUUACAUCAGUAUGUGUUCAGUGGUUCUUAUAUUAAUUGUGGUGGUGCAGCUUUACAAAGGACAUUGCCAUUCUUUACCACUCGUUACCGGGCUCCGUUUUGGUUGUCCCGCCCAUCAUGUUCCGCCUUUGCCAAAGCAAGACGCCAUGCCCAGUCUUGGAUUGUGAUUUCCGAGCGCCAUGAACAGGAGAGAGCUGCUCUACCUUCUGGGACCGUAUGGACGAAGCAGAUGGUGCGUGCGCUAAAACAAUUUCGCCAUUACAUGGUUUCGACGAAUUGUAUCAAACAUACUUUUAGCGAAGUCGGCCGGACAGCGACAAGCUGUUCUGGUAAAGGGUAAGCUUUGUUAAUAUGGCUACUAUUCCAACCUGUAAAUAAACGUGAAUAAAAAGACAUGUAUUUUCUUCAAAUACCCCAAGCAA